This is a messenger RNA of Malaclemys terrapin pileata, 9009 nucleotides long. RefSeq names its product collagen alpha-6(VI) chain-like. Lineage: Eukaryota; Metazoa; Chordata; Testudines; Emydidae. The record is from RefSeq and is a predicted model, not a curated record. Gene Ontology annotation, molecular function: extracellular matrix structural constituent conferring tensile strength. Gene Ontology annotation, biological process: extracellular matrix organization. Bases 211 to 7197 code for a protein of 2328 amino acids. The transcript is spliced from 39 exons.
AGGGGAGGAGAUUAUUUCUGGUGGUUUGGAAGCUUUUGAAAUAUACAUAUUUUAAUUGUCAUCUUGGGAGGGCUUUUUUGGCAAACUACUGAUAGCGAUGCUUUUAAAAGGGGUUCAGUCUUUCCUGAGCCACUUUGGAGGGUCUAAAGUUUUGAGCUGAUAAACAUCUUCCCUUUAUGUGAAUUAAAGCUUGGAACGUUCAUUCAUAAUAUGAAGAUGCUGCUGACUUUGUUCCUCUUCCUUAUUGGGAGUCAAACUUCAGUAACUCAGACACCUGCCCCUACAUCUGCAGAUAUUGUCCUUUUGGUUGACAGCUCUAAUAGCCUGGGAAACAAGGUGUUCCCCUCUAUGAAGUCUUUUAUUAGCAAAAUGAUCAGUCAUUUAACAGCAACUCCUAACCAAUACCGUAUCGCGCUUGCCCAGUACAGUGAUGAUUUGCACGUUGAAUUUCAGCUGGACGUCUAUAAAGCAAAGAACCCAAUGCUGAAUUAUGUAAAAAAAAACGUUGUAUUCAAGGGUGGUUCAGUAAAAACUGGCAAUGCCCUUCGAGAAGUUCACAAGACCUUUUUCAAAGGACCAGGUAAUGGAAGAGACAAAGAACGAAUUCUGGUAGUCUUGACUUCAGGGGCAUCAGAAGAUGCUGUAGAAGAGCCUGCCAACAUCUUGAAAAAUGAUGGGGUGAAAAUCAUAGCCAUGGGGAUUCAGGAUGUUUCUCCUCAAGAAUUGCAGUCAAUGGCUACAUCUCAAUUUUCUUAUAAGUUUCGCACAGUGAGAGAUCUCAGUAUGUCUUCUCAAAACCUGACCAAGAUCAUCGAGGAUGUUAUUCAAACAGAUAUUAAUGGCAUAAUACCAACAGAUAUAACAGUUCCUGAGAGAGAAGUUUGUAAGAGUGAUUCUGUUGCUGAUGUUGUGUUCAUAGUAGACGAGGGUGUUUCAAAACCAAAAGCUGAAGAUAUUAAAAAGUUCCUGCAAGAUACAGUUUCCUUUCUUGUUGUGAAAAAGAAUUGUACAAAGAUUGGCCUAGUGACAUAUAGCAGUGAGUCACACGUGUUAUCUUUAUUGAGCGAAGAAACAAACAAAACUGCUAUUCUGCAGAAAAUACAGGGCUUUUCUCCGAGGGAAGGGAAGGCCAACACCGGUGCUGCCAUUAAGGUUACAAGGCAAAGAGUCUUCUCUGGAAGCAGAAAGGCCCAAGGGAUAGAGCAAAUAGCCUUUCUGAUCACCCACAGACCCUCUGAAGACAACAUAAGUGAGGCAGCUCAUGAUCUUCGGAGAGCUGGUGUGACUGUAUUCACCAUAGGCAUUGAAAAUGCUGAUUACACCCAGUUAACCCAGAUAGCAUCAUAUCCUCAACAGCAAUAUGUUACUAAGCUGACGGCUUUUUCUGACCUGCCAAAAGAAGCCAGAACUUUACAAAAGAAACUCUUGAAUCGAAUUCAGGACAAGCUGUAUGUCCAGUCUGAAAGAAGAGAACUACUUAAAGCAGGAUGUGUGGACACAGAGGAAGCUGAUAUUUAUGUCCUCAUUGAUGGCUCAACAAGCAUUCAUCCUGCUCCCUUCGGAGACAUCAAAAAAUUUUUGAAGGAAGUGAUUAAGAUGUUUAACAUAGGGCCGAAUAAAGUUCGCUUUGGAGCUGUGCAGUUCUCAGAUGACAAAAGACUGGAGUUUGAACUUGAUGAAUACAGCAAAACAAAUGAUUUAGAAAGGGCCAUCGACAACAUUAGGCAAAUAUAUGGGGAUACCCAUAUUGGAGAAGCUUUGACUUUCAUGCAGCCACUGUUUGAAACGGCAAGGAAGCAGAGACCUGGCAGGGUGCCUUGUUACCUCAUUGUCCUAACAGAUGGGGAGUCACAUGACAGUGUGAAGGAGCCUGCUGAGAGACUGAGGAAUGAGAAAGUUUAUAUUUAUGCCAUUGGUGUAAAAAAUGCAAAUGAAGCACAGCUCCAUGAGAUUGCAGGGUCAAAGAGCAGGACUUUCUUUGUGCAAGAGUUUGACUCCUUGAAAAACAUAAAAAAUGAAAUUGUUCAAGGGAUCUGUUCUGGAGAAGCCUGCAAAGAAAUGACAGCUGACAUCAUGUUUCUAGUGGACAGCUCUGGAAGCAUAGGACAAGAGAACUUUUUGAAAAUGAAAAACUUUAUGAGAGAACUGGUGAACAAAUCUGACAUCAGCGCAGACCGAGUGCAGGUUGGGGUCGUCCAGUUCAGUGGCACACAACACGAAGAGUUCCAGCUUGACCGAUACUCUUCAAAAAGUGACAUUUUCAGUGCUAUUGCUAGAAUGUCUCUUAUAGGGGAAAAUACACUAACAGGAGGCGCUUUGACAUUUGUAGCUGAUUAUUUCAAGCCUCCCAAAGGUGCACGUCCGACUGUCAAAAAGAUUCUUAUCCUGAUUACAGAUGGGGAAGCGCAGGAUGAAGUAAAAGGUCCAGCAAAAACCCUACGUGAUCAAGGUGUUAUUAUCUACUCUGUUGGGGUGUUUAAUGCAAAUAAAACUCAGCUGGAAGAGAUUAGUAGGAAGCGUGAGCUGGUUUUUUACGUUGAGAAGUUUGAUAUUCUGAAGCACAUAGAAGAUGAGAUCAUCUUUGGAAUAUGCACACCUCAUGAGGAAUGCAAAAGGAUAGAAAGAUUAGAUGUUGUGUUUGUGAUAGAUGGAUCUGGGAGCAUAAAUUCCUUAGAAUACCAGACCAUGAAAAAGUUCAUGAUUGACUUGGUGAAAAAAUCUGAUGUUGCUCCAGAUAGAGUUCGGUUUGGAGCUGUAAAAUAUUCUGAUGAACCGGAAACGUUUUUCUACCUUAAUACGAACAGAACAAAAUCUGACAUUGUUGAGGCUAUCCAGAAUGACGUAUCUAAAGGAGGUCCAACGUAUACAGCCAAGGCAAUUGACUAUUCGGAAGCUCUGUUUGCUCAGGAGCAUGGUGGCCGCAAAAGCAAGGGAGUUCCACAGAUUCUUAUAGUGAUAACAGACGGACACUCCGAUGAUGCAGCACAGCUCGGUGACACAGCCAAGAGAUUAAGAGACAAUGGAAUUAUUAUCUAUGCUGUUGGGAUAAAAGGAGCAAAACCGGAUGAGCUUUUGGCUAUGGCUGGAUCAGAAGACAAAUAUUACUAUGUGGAUACAUUUGAAGGACUCAAAAACACAUCUGUAGCAAUAUCAGAAAAAAUAUGUGAUGAUUCAAAACCAGAGUGUGAAAUUCAAGCAGACCUUGUUUUCUUGAUUGACGGUUCCAAUAGUAUAAAGCCAGAUGACUUCACCAGGAUGAAGGAUUUCUUGCAAGUUAUACUAGAUCAGAUUGAUUAUGAUCGCAAUGUUCAAAUUGGCAUUGCCCAGUACAGUGACAGGUAUAAAAGAGAAUUCAGCCUGGGUGCUUUUCAGAACAAAUCAGAACUGAACAUUCAAAUUCAGAACAUUAAACAGAUGACAGGAACUAGUACUUUAAUUGGAGUUGCACUUAAGCGGGUGAAGGAAUUCUUUGCACCAGCACGCAGCAGAAGAGUAACAAGAAACGUCCAACCAGUUUUGCUGGUAGUCACUGAUGGGGAGUCGCAUGAUGAUGUUGCUGAACCAGCAGAAGAUCUGAGAAAGGAAGGUGUUAAUAUAUAUGCUAUAGGAGUUGGGGAUAUCAAUCACAUGCAGCUCAUGCAAAUAGCUGGCAUCCCGGAAAGGAAGUACACUGUUAAUGAUUUCAAUGAGCUGAAGAUUAUUAAAAAAAGACUAGUUGGUGACCUAUGCAAACCUGAUGUUCCUACAACUUGUUUUGUGGAUAUUGUUAUGGGAUUUGACAUCUCUUCACAAAAGAGAGGUGGCCAUUUAUUCCAUGGACAGUCCCAGCUGGAAGCAUAUCUUCCUGACAUUCUAAAAGCCCUCACAUCCCUAAGCAGUCUGAGUUGCAAUGUGGGGACAAAGACACAGAGCACUGUGGCAGUUUACCUGAACAACACCGUUACACCUAUGUUCCAAUUUGAAAGUGAGAAAAUAUGGAAAAACCUGAGCAAGAUCCUGAUCGACAAACCAUCUCGUCUCAAUGGCAACUUCCUGGAGUCACUCUGGAAAACGUUUCCUAGCAAACCUGAUGAUCAAAAUCGAAGGAAGGUUUUACUUGUAUUUUCAGAUGGUUUGGAUGAAGAUGUAGAAGAACUUGAACAAAAGUCAGAAGAACUCAGAAAAAAAGGAUUGGAUGCACUGAUGACCGUUGUUCUGGAAGGAGCCUCUAAAUUUGAUGAGCUUCAGUACAUUGAGUUUGGAAAGGGAUUCGACUAUAUGACUCAAUUAACUAUUGGCAUGAGAAAUAUCGCCAAAGCACUGUCCAAGUAUGUGACUAACGUUGCUGAAAGGACGUGCUGUGCUGUUUUUUGCAAGUGCAUUGGGGAGGAAGGUGGAAUUGGACUCCAAGGGAAGCAAGGAAAUGAAGGACCUAAAGGUAUAAAAGGCAGUCAAGGACACUUAGGAGAAGAGGGAGAGCCGGGUUCAAGAGGACCGCUUGGACCAACGGGAGAGCAAGGGAAUAAGGGAUGUGAUGGUAGUACAGGUCCUAAAGGAUUCCAAGGAAUAUCUGGUGAAAAGGGAGACGACGGGGACAACGGGAUUGAUGGAAUUAAUGGAGAGAAGGGAUCACUUGGGUAUCCAGGAAAGAUGGGAGAAAAGGGUGACCCAGGCUACAUGGGCAGUCCAGGGCCAAGAGGACUCCCUGGUGAGCGUGGUGAGAGGGGCUUACGAGGAGAUCAUGGUAACCCUGGAUUGGACAAUGACAUCAAAGGGUCGAAAGGUUCAAAAGGAGAACAGGGAAGACAGGGUGAAAGAGGACCAAUGGGCUCACCGGGGUCACCAGGCUCUCAGAGAACCACAGGAGCAAAAGGUCAAAGAGGAACACCAGGUCCACAGGGGGAGAAAGGAGCUCCUGGUUUGACGGGCUUUCCAGGAGAACCAGGAUUUCCAGGAUCCCAGGGACAAAAAGGGAUUAAAGGUGUGAAAGGAGAGAAAGGAAGUGAAGGAAAUAAAGGUCUUCAGUGUGAACUGGGAGUUGCAGGUCCAAAAGGGAGUCCUGGCAGUCCUGGGAUGAGAGGAAAUAAAGGAGAAUAUGGUGAUCCUGGAGAGAAAGGACAGAGAGGGCCACCAGGUCAACGGGGAAUUCAGGGAGACAAUGGUGCUGAUAGAUAUGGUGAACCAGGAAAGAAAGGAGCAAAGGGACAAAAAGGAUUCACCGGAGAUAUUGAACAGAAGGGUGAAAUUGGAGAAACAGGAUUUCCAGGAGAACUUGGACCAAUAGGAAUCAAAGGACAAAGGGGUCCUCCAGGUCCUCCUGGUCCAGAGGGAUUUCCAGGGGACAAGGGAUUUCCAGGACCCAGGGGCGCUAAAGGAACAAUGGGACUGCACCCUUUUCCCCCAUGUGAAGUCAUUGACUAUGUGCGCAGACACAGUCCUUGUUGGCAGGGAUUCCUUUUUGAUUGUCAGGUUAUUAACGAGCUCCUCAUGGAGCCAUAUUGUCCUCUUAUUAUUCUCCCCAUCUUUCCUUUGCAUCAGGAUAGUUUGCUGUUGCGCCUUCGAUACCGUCUCUUUGAGAAACUUCUGCUUCACACCGCUCAUCUUGCAUAUUUUAUCCUGUGUGAUUUGUAUAACUGUUUUUAUUGUCUAGAAAAACCGGAAUGCCCAGUAUAUCCAACGGAACUAGUGUUUGCUUUGGACAUAUCCCAGGAUGUCACAUCCCAGUUAUUUGAAAGAAUGAGAGAGAUUGUAAUAUCAGUAGUGAAUGCCACCAAAAUUAGAGACAGCAACUGCCCAGUGGGAGCUAGAGUCGCUGUUGUGUCCUACAAUUCCAACACUCAUUAUCUGAUCCGCUUCUCCGAGUUCUGCAACAAGAAUCAGCUCCUCAACAAACUUAAUAAUCUGGCUUAUGAGAGAUCCUCAAGCAAACGGGAUAUUGCCAGAGCAAUGGGAUUCGUUGCCAGGAAUGUUUUCAAGCGAACUCGCCAAGGUCCUAAUGUGAGAAAAAUAGCAGUGUUUUUCAGCAAUGGGCCGUCUGCAGAUGAAUUUUCUAUUAACACAGAACUUCUGGAGUACACUGCAUUUGAUAUUGUUCCAGUAGUUAUUGCUUUUAAUGAUGUUCCCCUCCUCAGUCGUGCUUUUGCGAUGGACGAUACUGGAUUCUUCCAGGUAAUAAAUAUUAAUCAAGAGGAUGACUAUGAGCCAUUCUUAGAAACAUUUCGGCGCUGCACUCUUUGUUAUGACAAAUGUAAACCAGACGAGUUUUGUGAACGCCGCAGAUUCCGAUCACCACCGGUAUAUGUGGAUGCUGCUUUCAUUUUGGAUAGCUCACAGAAAAUGAGUAGUGCCGAAUUUCAGAACGUGAAAAACUUCUUGAGCAGAGUACUUGAUAACUUUGACAUUUCCUCUGAGCCAGAGACUUCUUCCACAGGUGAUAGGGUGGCUGUAGUAAGCCAUGCUCCACCAGGUUUCAAACCCCGAAUGGGGCGGAACCCUGUAAAGAAAGAGUUUGACUUUGUCACCUACAAGAAGAGACAGUUAAUGAAAAGACAUAUCCAAGAAUCUGUUCGACAGCUGAAUGGAGCAGCUGCUCUUGGCCAUGCCAUACAGUGGACAAUUGAUAAUGUUUUCUUAACUGCACCCCACUCCAGACAACACAAGGCUAUUAUUGUUAUAUCUGCUGGAGAAACAAGUCAGUGGGACAAAGACACAUUAAAGAAGGCAUCUCUGAGAGCCAAGUGCCAAGGAUAUGCUCUGUUUGUAAUUUCAUUAGGACAUGUAUAUAACGACAUGGAAUUGGAAGAGAUGGCUAGUAUUCCCCUGGAACAUCAUUUGAUUCAGCUGGGCAGAGUUCAUAAGCCUGAACUUGAAUACGUAGUGAGGUUUAUGAAACCAUUUGUGCAUCUCCUCAGGCGUGCAAGCAACAAAUAUCCACCAGUAGAGCUCAAGAGAAUUUGUACCAGAGUUCGCUCUCAGAAAGGCCAACAUGUUGCUAUCCUAGAUGAGGAUUGGUCAGGAGGUGAUGCCAUAGCUGAUGCUGAAUACGCUGUUUCUGGGCAUGCAACACUAAUGUUCCAGGAUGACGUAAGCGAUGGUCCUUUAAACACCAACAGUUUUGUCAGCAAUACACAUCAAUCCUUGGUAACUACCGACAUAAUGGAGAAUGCUGCCAAAACACACGGAAGGGAAGAUAACAUGGCUGGAACCAAAGUGUUUUAAACAAUGAAAUGGUUAAAUAUGGCACUGGGCUGAAGAAACUAACUAUGCUGCAUGGUUCUGACCUAUAAAAAUUCCCGUCUCUGCCUCCUACAAUGGUUUAUUGGUGGAAAUCAUGGAAGAAAUGUGGACAUGAUCUGUGAGAUACAGAAUAAUUUUAUUUUUUUAAGAAAUGGACAAGACUGUAUUUUAAAAAACUUGAAUAUCUCUAUCCCUAUGCACGUAGGGUCUACUCCUGUAUAGUACUGAAUGUGCUCAACUCCCAUUCACUUCAGAGGGAGGUGAGGACACUUGGAAAUUAACAGGGUCAGGCCCUUAAGGAACUGUCUAGUCUCCAGGUCAGUUGUGCUUUGUUGGAGUUGGCUGGCAAGAACUGAGGCAUGAAUGUGUGUGUAACACUCUCCUCUUUCAAUGAGUAAACUGCAGUGCAAAUUCUUUUCAGUGAAACUUUACUUUCCAUAGUCCUUCUACAAGUGUAAGUUGCAUUGUGUAAAGAUAGGAAGAAGGCUUAUUAGUCACUGCUGUGCUUUUCCAGAUAGAGUAACUAUGCAAUUGGUGACUGAAUUACUUUUUAGACCAAGGAGAACUCUAAAAGAACAGCGUGUCUUUAACAUGGAGCAUCUCGUCUACCUUAAAACAAAACAAAACACCAAAGUCAUAAGCAUAGGGCUUGUAAAAAAUACUUUCCAAUGUACGUGUUUUUUCCAUCAAAAAAUGUUGAGUCCAUGGAAUUGAAGCAUUCUACAGGAAUGUCUCUAUUCCAUCAUAAGUUUUGAUGAAAACCAAGCAGAUUGGCUCCCGACGGUCUGGCCAGUGUGCCAGUCUAGAAGUUUUCAAAAAGUCUAUUCCACAGAAAAUUUUGUAUUUCCAACUGCUUGUUCUGAUUUGGAACAACAAAAAAAUUCAGAAUUGCAGGUUUCAUGGGACAGAACUUGUACAACUCUACUUGUCUUCAUAGCUACAUGGACCCUAUUCAAUUUUACAGUCUCAAUAUUAAAAAGUGGCUAAAUGGAAUUUGGUUUCAUAUGCCACAAUAUACCAAUUUUCAGACUGAUGUGAUGUCAAAUAGUCAUAAAAAAAUAUUGCAACAUCCAGGUUUGUUGUACAUUUACAAAGCUUCAUUUCAGUGUUAGUACACAGAUGUGUAAAAAUAGACAGCAUACAUAUAUAGUAGCUCAUUACAUUUUAACUGGUACGUUAAGUACUUUGAAUAGGUAGUGAGCCCAUUAAACUAUCCUUCCCAUAUUACAGUAGAGUUGUUAGUUAUGCUUGGAGUAAACUCUCAAACCUAGAAUUAUGUUGUGCCAAUUGGGGAAAAGAAGAGAUAUUGGUUAAAUGUAUUUUUUUCUAUGUAUCUUUAUUCCAAAAAGGAAAAUUUAAACCAAAUUACUACUGAAGUCCCUGGGGAUAUAAACCACUGGCUUUAGUGGGAUCAGGCUUUGAAUAUCAGUGCACUAUAAAGGAACAAAAGUCCCAUUUCUCAAACUCUUAUGAUCAGGCACAGGUGACUCUUCACAGUAGUAAGCAUGCCUGAUAGUCAUUGUUCAAAGCUUCAGACCCCAAAUUCUUUCAAAUAAAAAUGUUCACAAUUUAGACCAGUUUUUUGGUCUAGAGAGUAGUAUAAGAAAAUAUUUUAUUUUUCUGACUUUUUUUUAAAAAAGUAUUUAAUUUCUAAUUGGUGAAAGACAUUUAAAAACUGUAUGGGGACAAUUGUAAAAUGUACCCUUUGUCACUAUGCUGGCAUCAUACUGAGCUUUUUAAUGCAGGUUAUGCAACAUGUCAUGGUACUAAUUAAACUAUCUGCCUGAAACUUCA